This is a messenger RNA of Erythranthe guttata (spotted monkey flower), 1083 nucleotides long. Its product is annotated as Nucleoside diphosphate kinase family protein. Lineage: Eukaryota; Viridiplantae; Streptophyta; Magnoliopsida; Lamiales; Phrymaceae. Gene Ontology annotation, biological process: CTP biosynthetic process; UTP biosynthetic process; GTP biosynthetic process. Gene Ontology annotation, molecular function: nucleoside diphosphate kinase activity. The record is from RefSeq and is a predicted model, not a curated record.
AUUUUGUACAGACAAUUCAAAUAGCCCACACCGGAAAUCUAGUGACACUGUCUGUAGUCCGUACACGCCGACGUGUUUCUCUCUCUUCACACUCUCAGACCGGCGACGUUUGUCGGAACAGGAGUGAGAAGUAUUUCCAGCUCUUGCAAUUAUUAUUCAAAAUCCAGGAAAUUCGCUUCUUCUACCGGCGGAUAAAACACCUAGUACUGUGUGUGUUCUUGCUUUCAAUUUAGGGUUUUUCAAAUGGCCACUUGCUUCGAGAAGAAUUGCCUUUUCCUCUGCCUUUUCGUCUUUCUCUACCGAUCAUUGGCUAAUGUGGAUAAGGUAAAAGAGAAGACGCUAGCGAUGAUAAAACCGGACGGAGUCGAAGGCGAAUAUGCUGACGUCAUUAAGAAAACCAUUUUGGAUUCCGGCUUCGAAAUUGCCCACGAAAUCGAGCUUCAAUUGAACGAGGAUACGGCGAAAAAUUUCUACGCAGAGCAUUCUUCGAAGAGUUUUUUCCCGAGCCUCGUUCAGUACAUGACAAGUGGCAAAGUGGUAAUAAUGGUUUUGGAGAAGGAAAACGCUAUAUCUGAUUGGCGAGCUUUGAUUGGACCUACAGAUGCAAAUACAGCUAAAGAAACUCAUCCAACAAGUAUCAGAGCUUUGUGUGGGGUCGACACGGGAAGAAACUGUGUUCACGGUUCAGAUUCACCGCAAUCUGCUGCGAGAGAAAUAUCGUUUUUCUUUGACAAGUCAACUUCAGACGUAUCCCAAAGGCACGAUGAACUAUAAAGUUGCUAGUCCUCAGAAACGAAUCAUGCUCUAAAUUUUUACCUAGUGCGCGCACGUUUUAUCACUACAACAUAACCUUGUAAGUGCAAGUGUAUGCUUCUUUUGUGUAAUGGAUUCGAUAUUUACUUCGUAAAAGUUUCAUGUGGAUAGAUAGCUAAGAGUUACCAUUCAUCCGAGCGUAGGCGGUUUAUAUGAUUUGAAAAUCCGGACUUGGUUCGUGUGUUAGCCCAUGAUGUAUAAUUAUAUAGACGGGUACAUAUUAUAUGCAUCGACUUUUGAUUGAUUUUAAAACACUGGUUUAGUUUGCUU